Molecule: messenger RNA, 1935 nt
Organism: Ramularia collo-cygni
Lineage: Eukaryota; Fungi; Ascomycota; Dothideomycetes; Mycosphaerellales; Mycosphaerellaceae
Exons: 1
Coding region: 1-1935 (644 amino acids)
Biological process (GO): protein import into nucleus
Cellular component (GO): nucleus
Molecular function (GO): small GTPase binding; guanyl-nucleotide exchange factor activity
Source: RefSeq, a predicted model, not a curated record
AUGGGCACGACCACUGCACCACGACCUUGGGACCUGGGGCAUCUCCAACAAUUCCUACCUGAUUUCUCGGAUCCUGUCAACGACAACGAUAGUCAUGCCAUUACCCAUCCAGCAGACGUGAACAGAGCCUGCCAUGACGGCGACGACGCCGACGGACUGGGAGACUUCUCCAGGAUCUAUACGUUCCUUGGACCUCAAGCUCUCAUCGCUUCGAGCCGCGAGCUGGAGUCUAUCCCUUUCAAAGAUGACUAUGUAUCUGACGGAGCGGUCUAUCAGCCCAGUGGGCUUCCUCAGCAUCACGCAAGCUCUCCGGCUCCCACCGUUGGCAUGGACAGAGUCGAUGCUGUACUCGCCUUCGAUCAGUCCGAUUCCGUGAAGCCCGACGACAGCAAUGUGGCAAACGCAAAAACCAAGAAGCAGCGGAAGAGGGCAAGAUACCAGGAGAGAAAGGCUAUGCUGGCAGCACAACGCAGCACUCUGUCCGAGUCCGAGUGUGACUUUGCGCUCGGCAAAGAGACGCCCGCCAGCAAAGCUUCUUCYCAUGGCAUGUCGACCAGGAGUAUGAGUGAAAAGACGCAGAAUGGUUAUGCCACUCCGAGUGAGCAAGCUAUUAAAGCCGUUGCAGAGGCGGCCGCACGUCAGAAGGAUGAAGGGGACACCGCGCCGGAAACGCCUUGUCCGACAAAGCCGUACACUGCAAAACCGCUCGAAAACCAUCCAACCAAACGUCAUGCUCGUGGGGCAGCUGGAAGACUACCGGCACACUCUGGUACGGACGGAACUGGUGCCGUGGUCAGUGCUCCACAAUUCGGUCCGCUACACACUGUCAAGACUCACGACCCUUGGCCACCUACCCAGGAGAAACAAGAUAGUGGCCCGCCGUUUAUUGUCAAGACUCACAAUCCUUGGCCCUCUCCUGCUCAGCCGAAGCAGGACAACGGUUCGCCGUACAUUGUCAAGACUCACAAUCUCAUUCCUUCCUCAAUCCUGCCAUCGCCGAGCAACCGCAAACCGGACGGCGCUGCGCAGACCAAAACACCUCCAAACCUGGGUAAUGUUGCCGCCCCAACGCCAACGAUCAAGCCCAUUACUCUCCGGUCGGGAGAAGAUCGAGAAAUGUCCUUGUUUUUCAAAAUUCUGAACGACUUUGGCUCAGAUCGCAAGCAUUUGGUACGGCCUUCGAACCUCACAACGCACAACUCAGACCCGACUGGCAUCCACGUUUUUGUAGACGCCAGUAACAUUUUCAUUGGAUUCGUCGAUCAGCUCAAACGAGCGCGGGGUAUCCACCCGAGACAGCGAGUUCCAGACGUCAAUCUUUCGUUUGACAGUCUUGCACUCCUGAUCGAGAGAAGGCGUCCAGUGGCAAAACGAGUACUGGUCGGAUCGACCCCUCACAUUGCUGCCUUCGACACGGCCAAGGCUGUUGGCUAUGAGGUUUCCGUAUUGGAGAAAGUGAUGAAGGCGAGGGAACUCACUGAACGUGGAAUCUAUUUCAAGGAGCUGGAUGACCGUCGCUCUGGACGAAAGUCGAGCACGAAACCGCCUCCCCACAAGAUUGCACUCAAGGGUUCGGUACUCACACCCGUUGGCUCGGAAACGACCACUGCUUAUGAACCUCAAUUCACCCCUGUCAGUCUUGUUGAGCAAGGUGUAGAUGAGAUCCUACACCUGAAGAUGAUGGAAUCCGUGCUCGAUGMGGAAACGCCGGGCAUCAUGGUGCUAGCAACGGGAGAUGCUGCCCAAGCUGAAUACAGUUCUGGAUUUAUGGCGAUGGUGGAGCGCGCUCUGCGAAAGGGAUGGACUGUCGAACUGACGAGCUGGGCAAAGAAUGUAAACUCCUUGUACCGACACAAAGCGUGGACGGCAGCCUGGGGAGAGCGGUUUCGAAUCAUCGAACUAGACUCGUACGCCGAGGAGUUGCUCGAUAUGUAA